Molecule: messenger RNA, 1281 nt
Organism: Penicillium crustosum
Lineage: Eukaryota; Fungi; Ascomycota; Eurotiomycetes; Eurotiales; Aspergillaceae
Product: SMP-30/gluconolactonase/LRE family protein
Exons: 8
Source: RefSeq, a predicted model, not a curated record
UCUCCCUUUCCUCCGAGGAUUGCUCUAUUGCUCUACGUACCUGGCACUACCUCAAAGAUGACUUCCCAACUUUCCUCGCUGGCUACGCUGCUGCUUCUGGGAUCAUUCUUAGCACCGGUCAGCUCGAGCAAUAUUCCUGCUCAAGCGCAGGUAAUUGACCAAAAAUUUUUCAAUGUUCUGGCAACGACUCAGCCUCCAGCCGAAUUCAAUGCGAAGAGUCUAUUUGUGCCCCCAGGCUCGACAGGAGAUAGUCUAGCUCAGCAGCCUUUCCAUGUGUACGACGAGGAAUUUCUGAAGAUUAUCGGAGAUGCCCCGACUCUAACUCGGAUCGCACACUCCCCAAAGGACCCUAUAUUCCAUGAGGCGGUUGUAUGGAUCAAGGAAACGGAUGAGGUGUUUUUCGUCCAAAAUGCAGGUGCUAAGAAUGCCAGCACCGGUCUUAAGAAGUCAGCUAUCAUUGAGAAGAUUUCUCUUUCGGAAGCUGCUGCUGUCUCCCACAAGUCGGAUGCCGCGGGCCUUGUUACUGUAACCACCGUUCCUUCAUCGCCAACGGUUCUCAACCCCAAUGGUGCUACCAAUUACCGUGGACAAAUUGUAUUCGCCGGUGAGGGUCAAGGUGACAAUGAACCGCCUGCUUUGUGGGUUAUGAACCCGAAGAGUCCAUUCAAUGCUACAGUUAUUCUUAACAACUACUUCGGUCGCCAAUUCAACUCCCUGAACGAUGUUGCCAUUCACCCAGAAAGCAAAGACAUCUACUUCACAGACACUAUCUACGGCUAUGUACAGGAUUUCCGCCCUGCACCCGGUCUGCAGGAUCAAGUCUACCGAUUCAACCCCGAUACAGGCGCCGUUACAGUUGUCGCGGAUGGGUUUGACCACCCCAACGGUUUCACUUUCUCCCCGGAUGGCAAAUACGCUUAUGUUUCCGAUACCGGAAUCGAUAGCGGCUUCUUCGGUUUUAACUUCACCCGUCCUGCUUCUAUCUACCGAUUUGAUGUGAAAGAGGACGGCACACUCGACAAUCGCAAGACUUUUGCCUUUGUUCACUCCGGUGCUCCUGAUGGCGUCCACUGCGAUUCAUGGGGUAACGUAUAUGCUGGCUGUGGCGAUGGUGUCCAUGUCUGGAACCCAUCUGGCAAGCUCAUCGGCAAGAUCUAUCUUGGAUCUGGUACAGCGAAUUUCAACUUCGCCGGAGAGGGCAGAAUGGUUAUCUGCGCUGAAACAAACCUUUACUAUGCCACGUUGGCCGCGGCCGGAAGCUAUGUUGACAGUGAGAUGUAA